Drosophila persimilis is the source of this 1530-nucleotide messenger RNA. Its product is annotated as zinc finger protein 205. The coding region runs from base 201 to 1511 and encodes 436 amino acids. Gene Ontology annotation, cellular component: nucleus. The transcript is spliced from 2 exons. NCBI's taxonomy places the organism in Eukaryota, Metazoa, Arthropoda, Insecta, Diptera, Drosophilidae. The record is from RefSeq and is a predicted model, not a curated record. Gene Ontology annotation, molecular function: zinc ion binding.
GGAACAAAUCAAUUUACAGUAGCUACGCUGCGCCUGACGAUACGUUCAGUCACGUUUUCUGUCUCUCCCGCACUUUGUAUCGCACAAUGUAGUCAUACUGACUAUGUAUAUACAUAUGUAUCGGGUAUAAAUGUAGAGUUGCGGUCGCAGCAGCAAGUCAAAACGCUCCCCCUCGUUAAUUUUUCGGCCAGAGAAGAAAAAUGGAUUACAAUAUUCACAAAAUCUGUCGCGUUUGCCUGGAGGAGGGCACUCCAGGACCGCUGACGUCCAUCUACAGCACAGACUUUGCCAUGAUGCCCUCUGUGAUGCUGAUGCAGUGCGCCAAGAUACGAGUCUAUAAGACAGAUGCUUUGCCGUCGGUUAUAUGCAAUAAUUGCAUCUACCGUCUGGGUGUAGCUUUCCACUUUAAGCAGCAAUGCGAAAACAGCGAUCUGAGAUUGCGUCAAUAUUUGGGUGUACUAGAGUCCUGGCGUCAGGAUGCAGCCACCAACACGGACUUUGUAGAGAAACCCAUAGCCCCGAGUCAUAUACUGAUCUCCAGUGAUGAGGAGGAGCCUGCGGACACUAAGACGAGCAAACGGCGCUCGCGUUAUCAGCGCAAGCCGCCCGAACAGCACAAGAAACGCGGACCAAAACCCCUGCCCAAGAUGCCACACACCUGCUACGAGUGUCACAAGAGCUUCAAGUGCAUUGCUCAGCUUACCCAGCACAUACGAACGCACACGGGAGAGAAACCGUAUCAGUGCGGCUAUUGCAUCCAGCGCUUUGCCCAGAAGUACAAUCUGAAGGUGCACGAACGUACCCACACGGGCGACAAACCCUUCCAAUGCGAGAUUUGCUCCAAACAGUUUUCAGCGUUGGGCAACUUUCAAGCGCAUCAAAAGAUCCACAUCGGUGUGAGGGAUCAGAUCUGCUCGCUGUGCCAGAAGGGCUUCUAUACGGCCGGUGAUCUGUCCAAGCACAUGAUAACCCACACUGGCAUCAAGAAUCAUCAUUGCGAUGUUUGUGGCAAAGCCUUCAGUCGGCGACGUGAUAUGCGAUCACACAAACUGAAGCUCCAUCCUUUGGAGUCCAGCACGGUCCACGAUAUUGUGGAUGAUGAUGAUGAUGAGGCCAUAGACACGGAUCCCGUGGGUCUGGAUACCCUCGACGAUGAUCAUGCCCACUUCAAGUGUCCCGACUGUGAUAAAGCCUUCGAUACUGCCGACAGUCUUAGCUUGCACUUCCGCACCCAUGCAGUGAACAACAACCUCCUGAAUCUACCCUUGCCGCCUGCUCCACCCAUGUCUCAUCACUACCAUCACCAUCAUCCGGCAGGGAGUGCACCGUCCUCGGCAGCCAUGCAUCAUCACGAUGCACUGCAUCAUCUGGGUCCACCAAAUGCAGCCACACAAAUGGGAAUGGCCGCCAUGGCUCACAUGUUAGCACCACCGCCGCCGCCACCACCCACGCCCAGUGAGGGACGCUACUCAAUGCUCCAUCACACGGCGGCCCAAAGGUUGCACUACUAAAUGGACGGCUUGGGGGUUU